GUAUCAGCCGCCAUUUAAGAGUGAAGUAAAUUUAUCAAAGAAUACGGUUUAGUCUUAAAUUAACAAUUUAUUGUUAAUUUUUUUUUUAUUUAAACGAUUAAUAAUCAUUUUUCACCAUUGAUUAUAAAAAGAACAAAAUGAGUUACGGUAGACCGCCGCCUCGAAUCGAUGGUAUGGUAUCCCUAAAGGUUGAUAAUUUGACCUAUCGGACGACUCCAGAAGACCUUCGACGUGUUUUUGAACGAUGUGGAGAAGUUGGAGAUAUUUAUAUUCCACGUGAUCGAUUUUCACGGGAAAGCCGUGGCUUUGCAUUUGUCAGAUUUUAUGAUAAACGUGACGCUGAAGAUGCAUUAGAUGCAAUGGAUGGACGUAUUUUAGAUGGAAGGGAGUUGAGAGUUCAAAUGGCUCGGUAUGGACGACCAUCAUCUCCACAUCGUAGACACGGACGCUCAAAUCGUCGCCGAUCAUACAACAAAUCUCGAUCUCGUAGCCGUUCACGUUCUCGUCGUCGCUCUCGUUCACGAUCACGCCGCCGCAGUUAUUCACGUAGCCGAAGCCGAUCUCGUUCCGACAGCAAAAGUUCUCGUGGACGGUCUCGAUCACGUUCAGCAAGCAAAUCAAGAUCCCGUUCCAAAUCUAAAUAGAUGUAAUAUAGUUUCUAAUUCAACAAUAGAGUGUAAUGUGGUGACAAAAGAAGACAUUGCAAGCAGUAAAUCAUACUACAAUUGUCACAAUCAAGCAGACUAUUGAUGAGGUGUUUUUGGUGUAGAGUCAUUGGGGG
Messenger RNA from Chrysoperla carnea, 781 nucleotides. It is a transcript of the gene SC35, whose product is annotated as serine/arginine-rich splicing factor 2. Lineage: Eukaryota; Metazoa; Arthropoda; Insecta; Neuroptera; Chrysopidae. Gene Ontology annotation, molecular function: RNA binding. The coding region runs from base 138 to 644 and encodes 168 amino acids. The transcript is spliced from 4 exons. The record is from RefSeq and is a predicted model, not a curated record.